GGAAUUGCGUAGGCCUCUUAUAUUACAAUUAUUUUUCGGAUUAAAAGAAAAAUUCGUUUACACAGUUGUUCAGUGUAUGCCAGAUCACUUUAUUGCAACGAUUGUUAACCAUCGUAGGGACUCGCAUUAAUCCGUGCACAUGGAAUGAAACGGGAUUUUUUGUGCACCAAAGAAACUGUAAUUGGAGGUCGAUGAUGAAAUUGGCGGGAAUAGCGGUCGCACCCACGGAUCGUGAUGUCACAUGGUAGAAUGGUCUUUGUUAAUCUUCGUAUUUAAGUUAGUGUUUGAUGUAUUGGUGUGUAUUUGUACGAUCGCAUUUUCAUAGUAGCAUUUCCUUUUUAGCAACUUUGUCAGCAUACUUCUGUGGAAUUGCUUGAAGAAGUUUUUAAAAGCAGAUAGUGGUUAAUGCAAGGUUUAUAGAUGACACAGUUUAGUUAUUCAUCAUCGGAUAAUCUUCUGGCAAAAUCUCAUCAGAAGGCAUCACAUAUUCUUGGCGCAGACAAAAUGAAGACAUCCGUUGGACUAACCAGCAGGGUGUUUUAUGGAAGCAAUCCGACUGCCAGUGUGAAAAGCCAUCAUCCAAUUUCUUAUAUGUUUUGCAGUCGAGCGGUUCGCAGCAGUCCCACAGCCCCAGAGAACGGCACUGAGUUCCCAGCAGCAGGCAAAAUUCCAUACAAUGGCAAGAGGCCUGCAGAACAGAGUGCCAAGGGGCAAAAGUCAGCCCUCCUGCAUAUCAGGCCAAGGAGUGUGGAGGCAAGUGGCAGGAGGCUGACUCCAGCAGUUGGCAAGUUGAGCGUGAACAGGAAACCACCAGAGUCAUCAAAACAGGAUGUUCGUUCCCAUGGCAUUACUCCCCUGUCCACCCCCCACUCAAAGUCGCUUAGUGUUCCUUCAGCUGCAGGGAAGAAGUUGCAACCCUUGAGAACCAGUGUGAGCUCCCCACCUAGGAAGCAACGUCGUGUCUCAUCCUGUCUGCCUCAGGACUGUCGAGCAAAGCGGACCCUCACAUACGUGCAGCCGAAUCUUGUUCCUGUCAAGUCUUCAGUCCCCUCACUGGCUGAUGUUGCGAACAAGGAGAACUGGGAGCAUGCAGGAGAGGUGGACAUUCACAAGAUCUUGCAGAUGUUGGACAGAGACAUGGAGGCUGAUGCUGCUGGUAUGUCGGUGGAGGACCAGGAAACUAGUUGUGUGCACGAUGAGUUGCCCGGAGAUUGUCAGCAGGACAGCGGCUUGCCUCCUGUCAUGAAGACUCCAGUUUCUGAGAUGGAGGCUGAGGAGCAGACAACAGCACGACAAGAAAUACGGCCACAGGACAUGGGGUUCCCAAAUCCACCUGGCAGCAACCGUUGUUGGAUGAACGCUACCCUACAAAUGCUGCUGGGAAUGGAGCCAUUCAUGGAGGAGCUUGAACGUUCCUUCCGGAAGGAUGGGCGAAAUAACAAAUCUGCACUGCUAUGGUCAUUCUUUCAGGUUGUGAAGCAUCGGCGACGGGGGUGUCGGUUGUCGCUCCAUUCUGCUCUCAGGCACCUGUCACGCUCGCUGGGCUUGCUUGAUGCCAUAUUCACAAGCGACAGGCAGCAGGAUGCCACAGAGUUUUUAGUGCGUCUUCUGGACUUAUUUCGAGAGCACUUUAGUUCAUCCAACUCAGACCUUGGCCUGGAAGCAGAUCACAAGAUAAAGGAGAGCUGCACACUGCGAGAGCUGCAGUUGGACAAUCUGCCACCAGGUGGAUCUCCUGCACAGCGGUUCUCAGGUGGAGGCAGGCAUGUGGGUGGUGGCCUCUGCAACCCUGUGUGUGACAAUGUGGAGUUCUGCCUCAGGGAAACUUACUGCUGCACCAAUUGUUCUGAGUACACCACCAGAUGUCAGGACCACCUUGCCCUGUUUCUGGACAUUCCAUCCACUUCACAAGCUCGUCCAUCACUGCAGGAGGCCCUGAAUCGCUACAUGCAAUCUGAUGUUCGGGAACUCAAGUGUGGCAGGUGUAGUGGCCAGCAUAGCAAAGUGGUGACAGCAUUCACUAAGCUGCCAAGGUUUCUGUUGGUACAGGUGAAGCGCUAUGUGGUUCAGAUGGCCAUACCUGAGAAGUUGACCAGUUUGGUCCGAGUGCCCAUCAUCCUGUCCGUUAAGAACUGUGUUUCAGAUGAUGUGAUAAUGCCUGCCUUCUGGUUGCCAGAGAGCUCAGAGCCAUUGCAGCUGUCACUGGAUGAUGAUGAAGAUAAAGAACUGCAGGAGGUUAUGUGCCAGAGUGUUGAUGAGGAUUCGGAGCUGCAGGAAGCAAUCAGGCUGAGUUUGGAGCAGCAGCAGCUUAUGCUGGACGAGGACUGUGCCCCCCAGCCGGGGGAUGCUGAUGUGCCACUGAGUGAAGUGGACGGGGAAGAUGAGAGCCCAGACUACAGCUACAGACUCGUGUGUGUCGUCAUGCACCAGGGCAUCUCACCCAACUGUGGUCACUAUGUGGCAGAUGUGUUCAACUUGGAGCAGCAGCAGUGGUACCACUAUGAUGAUGAUGAAGUGUCACGUCAUACGCAGGAUGAGGUGGUUGGAAGUGCCCGGCAACGUAAUGGCUAUAUCUUUUGUUACAUGCACAGGCAGCUGUUCAAUCAACUAACGGACAAGAACGCUGUAUGUGUUUGAACUGGUAGUGUAGCAGGAAGGUGGAUACACCACAGCUCUUGUAGCUUGCUACUUACUGAGCUGUGCAAGGAGCAGGGACGUGAAUGUGUCAGAUUCUGAGAUGUGUUCACAGCUGUUUGAUGAAGAAAGAUGUGGACAUGUAGCACAUGUGCAUGGUUCGCAUGGCGGGAAUGUAAAUACAUUGUGGAUACUGUAGCACAUGUAAUGCUGGGGAAUGUAAGGUACAUUUAUGAUGUACCAUUCUCUUGAUAGUGCAUACACAUUUGAAAUCUUCCCUUGAUUCACUUCUUCACUUCUAUGUAGGUCAUCAACAACCAACUCACUUCAUCUGCCUGCAAAUGUUUGCAACAUUUCUAUGAUAAAGUGCUAUUGCACUGCUAUGUGUCGGUGGAAAUCCAAGUGGUUUCAUUAAUGAAGAAUAUCCGUGUGCAGCCCUCAAAGCAGUGGGUGCCGAGCAUGGCUUGGGGCAGACACCUUGUCCAGUGCUGUUGCAGUAGCUGGUUUGUACACUUCCUGUGACAGUACAUAAAAUGACACAUUCCUUUAUUAGUUCACUAUAAUUUUAUACUCACAGAAAGAUGACAUUAAGUUUGAUGCUGUAGCAUAUAUGUGCAUGUAAACUGUGAGUACUGGAAGGCAGGAAAUGGGACACUCAAGGUUUUCAGUUAUGUGUGGGAUUUAUGGAAUUGGAAGUGAUGUUUCACUUCAGUAGUCUUUAGUACUGUUAUAAUUUAAUGCAGUAAUAUAAAUACUGUUCACUUAGGCCUAUAUUCAGUUGCCAUUUAUAACCAAGGAUUCUUGUACAAUCUUUCAUCACAUGAUCGGAUAUUGGUCCAAGAGCUGAAGUAAUAGUACUGAAUAGACAAAGAAUAUGUGGUAACUGUGAUGGAGCUUUCUGCCCAUGGUAUUAAGUAAAUCAGUUGACCUAUGGGUUCCGGAAUGUGUUGCAUUUUGUUCGACAGUUUUCUGGGGAGUUUCCUCCCAUGAUGCAUAAGAUUAUACGUUGAACUGUGUUUCUGGGAGCUUCUGUCCCAAAUAUAUCAGAGUUUAUGAUUUUGAAAUGUGUAUUGCUUGUUAUAUUGUCUUUGUAAUUUUAUAACUCACUUGUAAGUUGAGAUUUAAAUGAAAUAAAAAUGAAAUGAAAAGCUGUA
Messenger RNA from Cryptotermes secundus, 3788 nucleotides. RefSeq names its product ubiquitin carboxyl-terminal hydrolase 37. Gene Ontology annotation, cellular component: nucleus; cytosol. Lineage: Eukaryota; Metazoa; Arthropoda; Insecta; Blattodea; Kalotermitidae. The record is from RefSeq and is a predicted model, not a curated record. The transcript is spliced from 17 exons. Gene Ontology annotation, biological process: protein deubiquitination; G1/S transition of mitotic cell cycle. The coding region runs from base 421 to 2637 and encodes 738 amino acids. Gene Ontology annotation, molecular function: cysteine-type endopeptidase activity; cysteine-type deubiquitinase activity.